GGACCGAGACCGACGCGGUGAGUUCUGGAGUCGAGUAAGAAUUGUGAGGCUGCGACGGCGGCCCGGCGAUCUCAGUGCGCUGUCGGCUGUCGGCAUGUGAAAUGACUCAGUCCGAAGGGCGAGGGCAAUCUCAAUCCGAAAAUAAGAAGGCGAUUUCGCAUCUCAGUCUCAACUCAUGUCGCUUACGUCAAAUGCAUCCAGAAUAGCUUUCGGAUUUUUUUUAUACCUUCUCUAGACGGAGCAAGGUGCAGGUAUUCCAAGCAACGAAGUUGAAAAUAACCAGAUGGAGAAUCCGCAGGCCUCACCCAUAUCGAACUCUAGAAAGUCUGAAAUUAAAGAAGAUGAAUUUUGGCCACUUUCUGAGAAGCCAUACUUCAGUAUUGUUCUUUCCCAGAGUCAGCUCAAUGGUCAUUUGUCCCUUCCAGUCAAAAUUGGCCGGGCCCUGCCUUCCAGUUCUGUCCCUUUGAUUCUGAGUUGUUGCGGCAAGAACUGGGACAUGGUUUAUCUUGGAGAGCGUUCGCAAGGAAAGCUCAACUCUGGAUGGAAAACAUUUGCUCGUGAUAAUAAUCUGAAGGUUGGGGAUGCUUGUGUUUUUGAACUCAUGGAGUCCGGCAGCGAUGUCAUAAGGUUCAGAGUUCAAAUCCUCAGAGGUGACUUCCCACCUGAAUUGGAGGAGCGGGUUAAUGGUGAGACUUCAUACACUCCUAUUGUCCUUGAUUAGGAUUACCUGUUCGUUCUGCAGAUUGUUGGUCUUUUGAGAAGAUUGUUGUAUGAAGGAACUUGUAUCAAUCAAGUAGUUGAAAUAAGAACAGAUCUUCGUACUUUGUAGACCAGUGUUGUCAUGUUACACGGAUGAGGUGUAACACUCGUCCUGUUUGAUCUGCUUUUGGCAUGUAUGGAUACUUUGAUCACCUGUCAUAGUGUGGGGGAGCCGAAGUUUUUGUUGUA
Rhododendron vialii is the source of this 948-nucleotide messenger RNA. Its product is annotated as B3 domain-containing protein Os04g0386900-like. The coding region runs from base 284 to 721 and encodes 145 amino acids. The record is from RefSeq and is a predicted model, not a curated record. NCBI's taxonomy places the organism in Eukaryota, Viridiplantae, Streptophyta, Magnoliopsida, Ericales, Ericaceae. Gene Ontology annotation, molecular function: DNA binding. The transcript is spliced from 3 exons.